This is a messenger RNA of Penicillium cataractarum, 822 nucleotides long. RefSeq names its product NAD(P)-binding protein. NCBI's taxonomy places the organism in Eukaryota, Fungi, Ascomycota, Eurotiomycetes, Eurotiales, Aspergillaceae. Bases 1 to 822 code for a protein of 273 amino acids. Gene Ontology annotation, molecular function: oxidoreductase activity, acting on NAD(P)H, oxygen as acceptor. Gene Ontology annotation, cellular component: intracellular anatomical structure. The transcript is spliced from 4 exons. The record is from RefSeq and is a predicted model, not a curated record.
AUGUCUCCCGCCGCAACUUCCACAGAGUCUACCACUCCCCAAGCAGACACUCCCCAGACCCAAGUCACUCUGGGCGGAAAGGUGAUCGCUAUCACCGGCGCCAACCGAGGAAUCGGUCUGGGCAUCGCGGAAUGCUGUCUUUCUAACGGUGCUGCUAAGGUCUACUCUAUUGACAUUGGAGAGACUGGUGACGACUUUGCUGCUGUUGCUAAGCGUUACCCUGGCCAAAUCUUUGCUCUUAAUGCCAACGUAACCGAGGAGGCCACUAUCACCGCAGCGAUCGAUAAGAUAAUUGAGGAAGCUGGCGCACUGCACGGCAUGGUAGUUAAUGCCGGUCGUACACAUCACAAGGCCGCGCUUGAUUUCACCAAAGAAGAGAUUGAGAGCUUGUUCAAUGUCAACCUCUUUGGUGCCUUUUACACGGCUCGCGCUGCCGCUCGUGCGUUCAUUAAGCUCGGCAUCAAGGGGUCCGUCGUCUUUACAGCUUCAAUGGCCUCGUACCGUCCUAAUAAGCGUGUCCCCUCCACUCCUUAUGGCGCAUCAAAGGCCGGCGUUCGAAACAUGACCCACACCUUGGCAAUGGAAUGGGCACAAUAUGGUAUCCGGGUGAACAGUGUGUCUCCCGGAUUGGUCAAGACUGCUAUGACAUACUGGGUGCCUCAGCAGCCUGACUGGGAGCAACAGCUCAAGUAUUACGGUGGUUUCCCUAGGUUGGCCGAGGUCCAGGAGCUUGGGGGUGCCUACGUGUACCUUCUGAGCGAUGCCGCGAGCUACACUACCUCUAUUGAUAUUCCGGUGAACGGUGUUAUUGGCAUUUGCUGA